This is a messenger RNA of Aspergillus luchuensis, 1023 nucleotides long. RefSeq lists its product as uncharacterized. The coding region runs from base 1 to 1023 and encodes 340 amino acids. The transcript is spliced from 2 exons. The record is from RefSeq and is a predicted model, not a curated record. NCBI's taxonomy places the organism in Eukaryota, Fungi, Ascomycota, Eurotiomycetes, Eurotiales, Aspergillaceae.
AUGGAUUUGACUUGCGUGUCUACGAUACGGGUUUCUCCGUUUGUUGUUGGCGUUCUUCGCUGUCUAUUUCUUUACAGAGCUUUCCGAUCAACUCUUCGAAAUUCCUCCAUUGUGUGUUUUUGCCACUCCAACGGUUGCAUUUUCUUCACUUUUCCCAUCGUAUAUCCACAUAUAAUGGGUGGUGACAGUUCCCCUGAGUACAAGACUCCCCCGGAAAGGGUUUUCGAAGCAUAUAGCGCGGCUAGUGCAGCAAAUACAACAGCUGAUGCAGCAAUCCAAUGUCGUGUACCAGGGGAAAGUGCUGAUACAACACUUCAAAGGGCUCGUGCAGCCAUACAAAUUGCCGAGGAAGACAGGCUACGGGCUCAGGAAAAGGCGAAGGAAGCACGGAAAGAAGGGGAACGGUUAAUAGAGGAAUUGGAGGCGGAGAGGGAACGGUUAAGAGAGGAAUUGGAGGUGGAGAGGGAACGAUCGAGACGUACGACAUUUGGAGAACUCCUUCAAUACUGCCACAUCAUAUUUUCACAACCCGUUAGAGUCGAAAAUCUUACUCGCUGCACAAAGGGAAAGAUUCCGCAGCCCAGAGGAAAAUACUGCCCCUUGAAGCUCGAGCUUUGGGAAAACUGUGACACCGAGCAACAGGAGAUCUACCGGGCUGUUCUUAACUACUUUGAGCCGCCAGGAAGUGCUGCGUUAAGACUCUUCACACCUCAUCUUGGUUUAGAAAGCAUGGGCGAAUAUUUUGACAGGCCAAUAAGCAGUGAACGAGAUGUGGCAGCUCUUGAACAGUUUACCGUGGAGAGCCAAGUCCAGAAGAUACUUGCGGAGCUCUGCAAUAUACCGGCUGCAAGAGAUAAAUUUCAAUUGGGCAGUGGAGUUCGGUUCGACAGUCAUGCGAAUUGUCUUGAUGAUGUCGAAGCCGACAAAGAGCAAGACCGGACAGCGGAGAAGCAUUAUAUUGCCAGAAUCCGAGACCAGACCAGUAUUGCAUCCACCAAGUCGACGGUGACAAUGACAACCUGA